AUGAACGAAUACGUCUCGCUUCACACAAUCACCACGACCCCAAUCACUUACAGGUUUGUCUACGGUACUAGAACUUUAUCCGGAUGUUUCAUUUCCUUCAUUCCAGACAUCGCAUCACUUUCGAGUUCAGUGUAUACGGCACUUGCGUCGUUCUCAAUCUCUUCCUCUGCAUCUUCUUUGUCAUCCGACCCCAUAUGCUCCGAUCUUUCAAAGUAAUAUCCUGUCACUUUCCCUUCCACCUCUCAACUGUUGCCUUCCAGCCGACCAUCUUCUUCGUGACCCUCGGCACGUUCGUUCUGUCGCUUCCGCUCUUCUUCCUCCAGUUCUACCUUGUCGUCUCCCUCUGGUCGCUCGUCGAACCCCGGUACCCCGUGGCCGUGUGCACCUUCGUCAAAUGUUUCACCAGUUCGACGACUUCGUGUGCUCAGGUUCUUCCGUUGGUAAGUGACAUGCGGAUCUCCGUGAGAACGCGCGGAUUUCAGCCAGUCGCCAUCUACCGAUACUUCAUUGUGGUGCGCAACAGAAAAAUGCCUACGUGGUUUGUUGUCGCCAUCCAUUCGGUCAUUUCGGUCGUCUUUGUGAGUGCCGAGGGAUUAUGGAGGGAACAGAACUUGAUUCCCGAAUUGCUUCUGUUCACUCGGGGUCCGGAAUAAACAACAAAAACUAGGUACUUGCAGUUUGUGAUAGCAAUGCUCAACUUCCCGUUGGGAGACUUCGAAGCGAAUGAUCAGUGCGCAAUUUUGAGGUUUAGCAAAGCGAUGGAGGCAGUUAGAGUGAGUUGCGGACGACGAUGCAAUUCGGGAUUGGGCUGUAUUCCAGAUAUCUCUCACUCUCGGCCUCAACCUCUUCGCAGUCCUCAUCAACGUGGCAAUUUACACGUUCGUCAAAAAGUACGACAAAAGGAACGUUGGUGAGUCGGAUCGGCCGUGUUUCCUCUUCUGAACAGUCCGAUCUCAGAUGUUCAUCGCCGUCGAGUGCAGCUCACGUACUCGAUGCUCCUUCAGUCAAUGAUUCCGAUUCUUGUUUCGAUCCCACUGCUCGUUGGUUCUUUUGAUUUCUACUUUGGUGAGUUUUGUGUGUCCCCGGCGGAUUAUUGCAUUACCCUCACACUUUUCCGAUUGAAAAGUGCCUUCGGAUUUGGAUUAGUAUCUUUUCAGGCUAUACCCUGCCGUCCGGAUUCACCUCCCGCUGGUACGCCACCACAUUCCUCUCGCCGUUCCUCACACCCAUCUCGUCGAUGCUCUCGCUCCGGACCAUCCGCCACGAGCUGCUUGCUGUCUUUCUGAGCUCGUCACUCUUCGUCGGCACUCGCAAAAUCUCGAAUCUGGUCAUCAAAACGAGCAAGAGCAACGUGGCGCAGCAGAGCUCGGAUUAUUCGUCCGCCUAG
Molecule: messenger RNA, 1387 nt
Organism: Caenorhabditis sp. 36 PRJEB53466
Lineage: Eukaryota; Metazoa; Nematoda; Chromadorea; Rhabditida; Rhabditidae
Source: the annotation of a GenBank genome assembly